Molecule: messenger RNA, 6727 nt
Organism: Oncorhynchus keta (chum salmon)
Lineage: Eukaryota; Metazoa; Chordata; Actinopteri; Salmoniformes; Salmonidae
Product: arf-GAP with SH3 domain, ANK repeat and PH domain-containing protein 1-like
Exons: 28
Coding region: 518-3868 (1116 amino acids)
Biological process (GO): positive regulation of GTPase activity
Cellular component (GO): cytoplasm
Molecular function (GO): protein binding; GTPase activator activity
Source: RefSeq, a predicted model, not a curated record
AGGGCAGAGACAUGCGCAAAGCUUUUCCUUGUUUAUUUUCGUCACGAACGCGGGGAGAGACAGACAGCAGAUAAUGACAGACAGCAGAUAGGGCGAGAGAAUAAAAAACAAGGGGAAAAGAUAAGCGGCUGCCAGAGCCUCGACAAUAAUUGCAAUAACGGAAUUGUCUCUCGGUGCCUAAAAGCUUGUUCUUGAAAAACGUAUCACCACAUUUGGCAAUGAGGACAUCUGUCGCCCGUGCAUACCAUUUGUUUUUGGAGGAUUCGGGGACACAACUGAAUCGGGUUUUUACAGCUGAAAGGGUGUAAUUAAAGCUUGGAUAUAGGGAAAGGUUGGAAAUAGUGUGGAGAGGACGUUUUGGGCAGGACAUUUCACCAUAUCCAACGGAUACUUUAAAAAAAUGAUCUCAUCGUGUGUUAUUAAACAGAGGUUGAUUCCGUAGCCUACAAUUCCCAUUUCAAUCUAAUUUGUGGUGUUGGUUUUUUGAUUUUCCACUCAUCUUUUUCCGUGGUAAAGGAUGCCAGACCAGAUCUCGGUAUCCGAGUUCCUCUCGGAGACCACCGAGGACUACAAUUCCCCCACGACUUCCAGUUUCACCACCCGGUUGCAGAGCUGUAAGAACACCGUCAAUGUUCUGGAGGAGGCUUUGGAUCAAGACCGGACUGCUUUACAGAAGGUGAAGAAGUCUGUGAAAGCCAUCUACAACUCUGGUCAAGAUCACGUCCAGAAUGAAGGGAAUUAUGGCCAGGCACUGGACAAGUUUGGUAGCAACUUCAUCAGCAGGGACAACCCCGAUCUAGGAACCGCCUUUGUCAAGUUCUCCAGCCUCGUCAAGGAGCUGUCCGCACUUCUGAAGAACCUGCUCCAGAGCUUGAGCCAUAAUGUGAUCUUCACCCUGGACUCUCUUCUCAAAGGGGACCUCAAAGGAGUUAAGGGGGACAUAAAGAAGCCGUUUGACAAGGCAUGGAAGGACUAUGAGGCUAAGUUCACCAAAAUUGAGAAAGAGAAGAGGGAGCAUGCUAAACAACAUGGGAUGAUUCGGACUGAGAUUACCGGAGCUGAGAUUGCAGAGGAGAUGGAGAAGGAGCGACGUCUCUUCCAGUUACAGAUGUGCGAGUACCUGAUCAAAGUGAAUGAGAUCAAAACUAAGAAGGGAGUUGACCUGCUCCAGAACCUCAUAAGGUACUACCAUGCACAGUGCAACUUUUUUCAGGAUGGAUUGAAAACCGCAGACAAGUUGAAGCAGUAUAUUGAGAAGCUUGCAGCUGACCUGUAUAACAUAAAGCAGACCCAGGAUGAGGAGAAGAAGCAGUUGACGGCUUUAAGAGAUCUCAUUAAAUCAUGUCUGCAGCUGGACCAAAAGGAGGACUCUCAGAGCAAGCAGAGUGGAUACAAUAUGCACCAGCUACAGGGGAACAAGGACUUUGGCAGUGAGAAGAAGGGCAAUUUGAUGAAGAAAAGCGAUGGGUUACGGAAGGUGUGGCAACGGAGGAAAUGUUCUGUGAAGAGCGGCAUUCUCACUAUCGCACAUGCCACAUCUAACCGACAGCCUGUGAGACUGAACCUACUGACCUGCCAGGUCAAACCCAGUGGGGAGGACAAGAAGUGCUUUGACCUCAUCUCCCAUAAUCGCACAUAUCAUUUCCAGGCCGAAGAUGAACAGGAGUUUGUGAUCUGGAUAUCGGUGCUGACCAACAGUAAAGAGGAGGCACUGAACAAGGCGUUCCACGGGGAGCAGAGUACAGGAGGAGAGGACACCCUGGAGGAACUGACCAAAGCCAUCAUAGAAGACGUGCUACGGAUACCUGGCAACGAAAUCUGCUGUGACUGUGGUGCAGCUGAGCCAAAAUGGUUGUCUACUAAUCUCGGCAUCCUGACGUGUAUCGAGUGCUCUGGGAUCCACAGGGAGAUGGGUGUCCACAUCUCCCGCAUCCAGUCCAUGGAGCUAGACAAACUGGGGAGCUCCGAACUCUUGCUGGCUAAGAACAUGGGGAACAGUAGUUUCAAUGGCAUCAUGGAAGGCAAUAUUCCAUGUCCCUCGCCAAAGCCCACCCCAUCAAGUGACAUGACGGUGAGGAAGGAAUACAUCAACGCUAAAUACCUGGACCGCAAAUUUGCCCACCAGACUGGCAAAGCCACGGUUCCAGGCAAGUUGUCGGAGGCGGUGCGCUCCCGAGAUCUGCUGUUACUUAUCCAGAUUUAUGCCGAGGGGGCGGAGCUUAUGGAGCCCCUGCCCGAGGCAGGAAAGGAGCCCGGUGAGACUGCCCUCCACUACUCUGUGAGGACUGCUGACCAGACCUCCCUGCAUCUAGUGGACUUCCUGGUGCAAAACAGUGGCAAUCUAGACAGGCAGACGGAGAAUGGAAACACUGCACUACACUACUGCUGUCUGUACAAAAAACAAGAAUGUUUGAAACUGCUACUGCGGGGCAAACCAGCCAUCGACAUCGCCAAUCAAAGUGGAGAGACUGCUCUGGACAUUGCAAGAAGGUUGCGAGAUACCCAGUGCGAGGAACCGCUGAUGGAGGCGGCAGAGGGGAAGUUUAACCCUCACGUCCAUGUGGAGUAUGAGUGGAACCUGCGACUGGAGGAAAUAGACGAGAGUGAUGAUGACCUUGAUGAUAAGCCAAGUCCUGUGAAAAAAGACCGCUCUCCGCAGCCCCAGAGCUUCGGCCACUCCUCCAGUAUGUCCUCCCCUCAGGACAAGCUGACACUCCCGGGGGGUUACACCCCUCACAGGGACAAACAGCGCCUAUCCUACGGGGCCUUUGCCAACCCAGUCUACAACACCUUCACAGACAUGUCUCCCUCACCAGGACCUGACGGGACUACACUACCCAGCAGGACUGCAGGGAAAGCACCCUCUACUGGCCCGCCUACCUCCCUUCCCCUGGGCUCCCAGACUGGAGGCAGCGGUGGAAUCUCCGCCCUUAAGAAGAGACCCCCACCCCCUCCCCCCGGGCACAAGCGUACCCUCUCAGACCCCCCCAGCCCAGUCCCGCAAGGCCCCCAGAGCACAGGUGGGACCGGUUGGGGAAGCGUGUCCACUCCCCCGCCCACGAACAGGACCUCACCUGGAAACCAGUUUGAGCAGCAGCAGAGCGCUACCAUUAGUAAUACAAAGUCAACACUUGGUCCAAGGGUUCUACCCAAACUACCUCAAAAAGUGACACUACGGAAGAUCGACACUAUCCACCUCCCUUCAGUGGACAAGCUCUGCCAACCUCCGGAGGUUCUACAGAGGUCAACCUGCGCCCAACUAGAGUCUUACCAAAAAUCGCCCCAGCCACUGCAGACCCCCGGAGACACCCCUCAGAGGGCCCCGUUGGCAGAAAAAACGCAGCUAAGUGAACUGCCUCCCAAGCCCCAGAUGUCAGAUCUUCCCCCCAAGCCCCAGCUCUCUGACCGACCCCCGAAACGACAACUGUCGAAUCUCCCGCCCAAACCGCAGCUCAAGGACCUCCCGCCCAAACCUCAACUGAGCGACAUCCCUCCAAAGCCCCCUGUCAGUGAGCGGCUCCCUCCGGGCGAGGCCGUGCAGACUGCGAUGGACAAACAGUCUUGCAGUCAACAGGGGGCGCUAUCCCCCAGACAGGCCAGUGAGGACACCAAUGGAUCCCCGCCAUGUGCAGUGGAAAUGCCUGUGCCGCUGCCUCGGAAGAUCAACACUGGGAAGAGUAAAACGAGACGGGUGAAAACCAUUUACGACUGCCAGGCAGAUAACGAUGAUGAGCUGACCUUUGCAGAGGGAGAGGUUAUCAUCGUCACAGGAGAAGAGGACCCGGAGUGGUGGAUCGGGCACAUAGAAGGACAUCCCGAGAGGAAAGGGGUUUUCCCCAUGUCCUUUGUGCACAUUCUGUCCGACUGACAGCCAGAGAGACAGGUGUGAGGCCAUUCCUCUCAUCAAGCCCUUCCCUGGCCUCACAUCAGACUUUAGGCAGAAGUGAAACAAAUGCGAACAAAGAAUCCAACUCAGCGUCAUCGCAAUGAAGACGUAUUAUAUAUAAACUGUGAUAUCCGGCCUACCAGUAUUACUGUAGCAGCAACCCAGCAUGAAACUGGGUUUGCAGUAGCUUUCCUCAAUGUAUGCUGUAGCUGUAUUUUCAAUGACUGGCCUAGGAACAGUGGGUUAACUGGCCUAGGAACAGUGGGUUAACUGCCUGUUCAGGGGCAGAACAACAGAUUUGUACCUUGUCAGCUCGAGGGUUUGAACUCGCAACCUUCCGGUUACUAGUCCAACGCUCUAACCACUAGCCUACCCUGCCGCCCCUGUGUAUAGAUAAACAAAUCUAUGUAUGUCCAUGUAAGUGUGUCUUUGUACAUACAUAUGCACACCUAAGAGUGUAUAUUUCUGUACUUGUAUACAAGUGUGCAUAUGUACAUUGACCCAGCUUGCUCAGAAAGGCAGGGCUAUCUUCUUCUUGUUCCAACGGUCUACCAUUUUAGCUUGACUGUUUUAUGUCAUUAUGAUAUUUGAUAAGGAGUUUGUUACUCAGAUAAUAUACAGUAUAUUAGCCCUUAUGGCACAUAUCCUCUCUCUCUACUGGCCUGUUUAUUUGGAAAUGCAACAAAGUGAGUUUUGAGAUCGCUGAAAGACUGGAGGAAGUAUUUAUUCAUGACAAAUAUAAAAUGUGUUUGUUUUAUUUUUUGCUUAUAAUGGGAUCCAUUUGGAGAGACUUUUCUGUCACGGUAAAUUAUACAAUGCUAAUUUGAGCGAUAAAGUGAUUAAGAGCCUAGGAAGUCAAACCAUUUGUUGUAGUGCUGGCGGCUGCCACAGUUACUGCAUCAAUCCCCCAGUUGUUAGUAGUUCUCCUUCACCUUAACUGUGAUAUUAUAUGAUUACAUGUAUAGUGCGAGAAAUAUGCACUUAACGAAUCUUGAGAUUGUUGUGAAACGUGAAUUUUCAUGGAAAUCUCCCCUGCUUGCCCAGAGUAUCAAUCCAUGAAGUGAAAAUGGUGUUACACACACACACACACACAUACACACACUCACACUAAUGCACACACAUUGUUUCACAAGAUCAAACAUGACAAUUGUAAUCAAACCAAGCAUUGUGUGUGAUACAAAUUAUAGCUUGAGGAUAGAUGCUUCGUUUCAUACCGGGCUUCCAUCAGUAUUGGUCUGCAAGUGUCAACGGAGAAGGAUGAAGUUGCCCAACUAAUGGUUAAAGGGGGACUGAACAUCAUUUAGCCACAUUUUUCAUAUUGCCCAUUAAGAAAUGCAGCAGGCACGACUGAAGCCAAAUGAGAGUUGUCUUGUACAUUCAGUACACAAUUAGAGUCACUCACCCUUAUAGAUAACUUGAAAUAGUCAAACCAGGUCAUUGUCAUGUUGCACACCUUUUAGUUUUCUUAUUAAAUGCUUUCAAUUUUUGUAUAUGAAUUUCUAUCAUUUAUAGUUGGAGGUUUUUAAGUCAUAAUAAUUUGGAGAUAUUGUCGUUUGAAAUUUGAGGCUGACAAACUCCCCAGUCCCUGCUGAUGACAAGCACACCCAUAACAUGAAAAUACAGACAGUUUCACUUUGCAUUGGAUUUGACCCAAUACUUUAGUUUUUUAAUUCAUGCCAGAAAGUACAAAUCUUAGCCGAGUUGACGGUCGUUACUUAACGGUCCUGUUGGAAACAGAGUGGAUGAUUUGUAGUGGAUUUUUGAAUACAGGCCGAAGCAUGAGGUCAUGUUGUUGAGCUUCAGGAUUGUUAUUGUAUCUUCUUUUUUUUUUACUCUUAUUCAAUUUUACGGUGGAAUAUGAUUCAUUGUUAUGUUUGUUUAGAUUUGUCAUGGAGGAAUUUGCUGUGACUGACGGAGGUGUGAAAAUGACUCUGAAUGACAUGCCAUUUUUAAGUACAAGGUUUCGCCUUAGUUUAAAAUAAAGCUGUUGUCGUAUUAACAGGAAGGAAAUGAUGAACUAUUAAUGCUUCUUGUAUUAUAUUUGAUGUUGAAUGGUCAGUGACAUUUCUUAUGACUAUAGUUAGUGAUUGCUAAAUGGAGACACCUUUUAUUGUGUACUGAGUGUAAAUGUAUGUUUGUUUCUGUUUGGGGUAGGGGAAAAAACUGUCUCAUUGACAAGCUACACCACUAUCCUUGUGUUUGGCAUUGACUGUUUACAGUAGCUCAUUCAGCUAGGUUAUUCCUUGUGUUUGGCAUUGACUGUUUACAGUAGCUCAUUCAGCUAGGUUAUUCCUUGUGGGGGGAACAUUUGUUAGCACGUCUUGUUGUUAUUGUUCCUAAUAUGUGUGAUGAGAAUUGAAGCUUUCAUCACAGCCCCUUUAGACCAGGCUUUUUGUUACAUUUCUCAACUAAGUUUGUGUGAUUUCAGCACAGGCAAAACCGGUGGGGCUCCACUGAUGGAGGAGUGAUUAAGCCAUGGCAAUCAAUUGGCUGAUUCCCAAAUCCUCUAGAUUUGUACAUUUACUUGAAUAUUUAUUUAAUCUAGAAUUAUACCAGAAGCUGGACAUGGGUAAUAAUAAUUAAUUAAACAUAUUCUAAUGCAUCAAAUUCAAGUCAGAUUCCGCGCCUGUGUUAUUCCUCACUCAAGUUGGAUGUAUAUUGGACUGGCACUGCCAAACCGUGCUUUUUAGAAGGCUAGUUUGACAUUUGUUUUAUUGCGAAAUAACUGGAUGCAGAGCUACCCAUGUUCCGCAUGUGUGUUGGCUUCAUUGUUUGAUAUUGUGUGUUGAGGACAGAACCAUGACUCCAUUAUUCAUCGAAUAAUAAAGAUUUUAUGUUGAA